Messenger RNA from Sorex araneus (European shrew), 2002 nucleotides. It is a transcript of the gene CAPN13, whose product is annotated as calpain 13. The coding region runs from base 1 to 1935 and encodes 644 amino acids. Gene Ontology annotation, biological process: proteolysis. The transcript has 21 exons. Gene Ontology annotation, cellular component: cytoplasm. Lineage: Eukaryota; Metazoa; Chordata; Mammalia; Eulipotyphla; Soricidae. The record is from RefSeq and is a predicted model, not a curated record. Gene Ontology annotation, molecular function: calcium-dependent cysteine-type endopeptidase activity; calcium ion binding.
AUGGCAUAUAACCAGAGCAACCCCAUCAUCAAGUACAACGGCCAGGACUUCUACUCCUUGAGGGAUCGGUGCCUUAGCAGAGGCCAGCUCUUCGAGGAUGACACCUUCCCCCCCACGCUGACCUCCAUAGGCCCGAAGCUGCUGAUGAGAGAGAACCUCUCCGGCCUGGAGUGGAAGCGGCCCCAUGACUUAGCAAAAAAACCCCACUUCAUCCUGGAAGGUGUGAGCAGAUUUGACAUCCAACAAGGAAUGGCAGGGGACUGCUGGUUCCUGGCCGCCCUCGGCUCCUUGACACAGAACCCAGAGUAUCUGCAGAAGAUCCUGAUGGAGCAAAGCUUUUCCCACCAGUAUGCAGGGAUUUUCCGUUUCCGGUUCUGGCAGUGUGGCCAGUGGGUGGAGGUGGUGGUGGACGAUCGCCUGCCCAUCCUGGACAGGAGGUACCUCUUCGUGAACACGCGCCGCGACAACCAGGAGUUUUGGCCCUGCCUGCUGGAAAAAGCCUACGCCAAGCUGCGCGGGUCCUACCUGAACCUGCACUACGGCUACCUCCCCGACGCGCUGGUGGACCUGACGGGGGGCGUGGUCACCAGCAUCGACGUGAACACCUCGCCCGCCGACGUGCUGCUCACCGUGCAGGCGGCUGCCCGGGCGGGCUCCCUCAUCACCUGCGCCACGCCCUCGGGGGUGAGUGAGUUGGCCACGCGGCUGCAGAACGGCCUGGUGAGCCAACACGCCUACACGGUGACUGGAGCCGAGCAGGUCCAGUGCCAGAGGGGCUGGGAGGACCUGAUCCGCCUGUGGAACCCUUGGGGCAACACGGAGUGGCAGGGGCCCUGGAAGGACGGGUCUGUGGAGUGGCAGGAGAGCCGAGACCCGAGGAAAGACCAGCUGUACCAGGACAAGGAAGACGGCGAGUUUUGGAUGUCGGUUCGAGAUUUCCAGGAGAACUUCUCCUGCCUGUACAUCUGUAACAAGGUCCCCAUCAGCGUGGAAGACGGCAACCUGGUCUGCACGAGGUGGUCCCAGAUGAUGUUCAAGGGCUGCGUGACGCCGGGAAGCCCGGCAGAUGGCCUCUGGAGGGACACCCAGUUCCUUUUCUCUGUGUCGGACAGCACACGGGGGGACAACACUGUCGUGUCCUUCACCAUCAUGCCCCAGUACGUAAACACAGAGAACGACAAGUUCCCGCUGAGCUUCGAAGUCUUCAAGGUGGACCCCCAGUUCCAGCACUUCCGGGAGAAGCUCCCGCGGACCUUCUUCUCCCCGUACCGAAACAUCAUCAAGGGCAUCGUCUCCAAAACCAAGUGCAACCUCACCAAGUGCUUCCACCUCAGCCCCGGCACCUACGUGGUGGCGGCCUCGGCACGCAAGGAGUCGGUGGAGUUCCUGAUCCGGAUCUUCCUGAAGAUGCCAGUGAGCUACGGGAGCUCGGACACCAAUUUCAACCUCAAACCCGUGAAGGGACUGGACAUGGACCCCACAGAACUGCAGAAUCUUCUCAACCACGAGCUCCUGAGAGGGCUCUCGGGGGACCUGUUCUCGCUGGACCAGUGCCGGGGCAUCGUGGCCCUGAUGGACGUGAAAGUCAACGGCCGACUCGACCCCGAGGAGUUCUCCAGACUGUGGAGCCGGUUGGUCCACUGCCAGAGCGUUUUCCAGAACUUUCAGAGGAGCUCUGGUGUCUUCCGGAGCUCAGAUUUGUGGAAGGCCGUAGAGACUACCGAAUUCCUCGCAGGCGUCUCGAUGCACAGUGAGCUGCAGGACCUCAUGGCCCUCCGCUACGGGGACAGCGCGGGCACGGUCACCUUCCCCAGCCUGGUCUGCUUCCUGAUGCGGCUCGAGGCCAUGGCCAAGGCCUUCCGGACCCUCUCCAAGGAUAGGAAAGGAGUGUACCUGACAGAGAUGGAGUGGAUGAACCUGGUCAUGUACAGCUGAGCACAGACAGCAGCGGGUCCCGGAAUCCAGAUGGACUUCAAGGUCAGUUUGACAAAUUCUGCAGAAG